Molecule: messenger RNA, 2429 nt
Organism: Medicago truncatula (barrel medic)
Lineage: Eukaryota; Viridiplantae; Streptophyta; Magnoliopsida; Fabales; Fabaceae
Exons: 1
Coding region: 193-2247 (684 amino acids)
Source: RefSeq, a predicted model, not a curated record
CUGUAGCUACCUGAAUUAGUUAGGGAGUGCGAUUUCUCAAGACAAAAAUCUCAAAAAAAAAAAAGGACAAGGACAAGGACAAUCAAUGGCUUGGCUCCACGUCUCACUUUAUCUUAUCAAUAUUAUUCUUAAAGCUACUCCAUAAACUGUAAUCUGCAGCUCUCCAUCCACACACACUCAAAAUUAGUAACAAUGAUUGCACGUCAAUUAUGCAUAGUGUUGCUGCUGCUACACCUGCUGGUGUUUCCCUUGCUAAAGGCAGUUGAAGAGGAUGCUUCCAGCAGCGAUAGCAUCAUCUUCACCACACUUGGCAGACCUGACUACGCUUUUGAUAUCUAUUCCCUCCCAAUUCAUCAUCACUACCACCACCAAGAAUUACAACUCACUGACGGACACUCCGUCAAUUUUAACGGCCAAUUCCUUCCCAAUCUCACAUCCAUUAAACUCCUCACUCACCAAGAUCCACCUCCUCUUCAACUCGUUUACGUUACUGAGAGAACCGGUUUUCCAACCAUAUACUACGACGCCGUUUACACAACCACCACCAAAAUCAAUGAUAGGAUUCAACUUCCACUGUUACCUAAUCACCUCACUCAAACACAGUCUCAACUUUCAAUCAAAGAUAAACCAAGUUUAUCCAGCGACGGUCAAUAUUUAAUCUACGUGUCAACCCACGAGGAUCCCGGUGUGCAACGUGUCAGCUGGACCGCCGUUUAUUCCACCCAUCUUAAAUCGGGUAACACCCGAAGACUCACUCCAUACGGCGUCGCUGAUUUCAGCCCAGCCGUAUCUCCUACCGGGAAAUGGACAGCAGUUGCUUCUUACGGCGGUAAUGGUUGGUCCGGUGAAGUAGAGGAUCUCACUACAGACAUCUACGUUUUCCUCACUCACGACGGAACUCACAGAUACAAAGUAGUUGAUCACGGUGGCUGGCCAAGUUGGGUUGAUGAUCGGACUAUUUACUUUCACCGGAGAGGAAACGACGGUUGGUUGAGUAUUUACAGAGCAAUUCUCACCACUGAUUCUUCUUACUCUGUUCUCAUCGAACGAGUUACCCCACCGGGUUUACACGUAUUCACACCGGCAACUUCACCGGGAAACAACAAAUUCAUCGCCGUCGCAACGAGAAGACCUGGCUCUAACUUCCGUCACAUUGAAUUAUUCGACCUGGUUAACAACGAGUUCAAGGAGUUAACUCGUUUCGUCUCACCUAAUACUCACCAUCUCAACCCGUUUAUCUCACCCGAUUCAGCGCGGGUCGGGUAUCACAAGUGCAGGGGAAAAGAAAGUAACACCAGUCCUCAGUUUAUGCUAGAGAAUGUUCGGAGCCCCGUUCCAAAUCUAACUCUCUUCCGGUUCACUGGUUCGUUUCCGGUUUUCUCACCCUCUGGAGAUAGAAUUGCUUACGUUGAGAUGCCUGGUGUUUAUGUCGUGAACCGAGACGGUUCGAACCGAAAAAAGGUUUCUGAUGCAAUGGCUUUCUCAACCGCAUGGGACCGGGUUCGACCCGGUGUAAUCUACACAGCAGUUGGAGAAACCUUUGCUUCAGAAAGCACUGAGGUUGAUAUCAUAUCCAUCGAUGUUGACCGAAAUUUCGUCAAGAAGUUGACUCUGGAUGGAAAGAACAAUGCCUUUCCGUCACCAUCACCGGAUGGAAAAUGGAUUGUUUUCCGUUCAGGUCGAUCAGGUCAUAAGAAUCUUUACAUAAUGGAUGCCGUUCACGGAGAGAAAAACGGGCUUAAGAGACUAACUGAGGGUCCAUGGUCUGAUACAAUGUGCAACUGGUCCCCUGAUGGAGAAUGGAUUGCUUUUGCAUCGGAUCGUCAUGACCCAGGAAGUGGAAGCUUUGAAAUUUAUUUGAUCCACCCGGAUGGAACCGGGUUGAGGAAACUGAUUCACAGUGGUUCAGGUGGGAGGACGAAUCAUCCUUAUUUUAGCCCUGAUGGAAAGAGUAUGGUGUUUACAUCAGAUUAUGCAGGAAUAUCAGCGGAGCCAAUCUCUAACCCUCAUCAUUAUCAACCUUACGGUGAAAUAUUUACCGUGAGGUUGGAUGGUUCGGGUUUAACAAGAUUGACUCAUAAUUCUUAUGAAGAUGGAACCCCUGCUUGGUCACCCAAAUAUAUCAAGCCUGUGAAUGUUGAGAUGCCUAAGGGUGGACCUUAUUGUUCAUUUGAGGAUUGCCAUUGGCUCAACAACAUGCCAAACUACAUUGUUAGUACAGGGCUACAUGCACAAUGUGGUCUGUAAAUGGUGAUGGCAUAUUAAACAUAAGAGUAAUGUAUAGUAAAUAAUUAAGGUGGGAUGUAAAAAUUGUAGGUUGAGCGUUUAUUGUUAAUGUGGAUUUGGCCUUGUAUUCUACCUCUGUAUUGUGUAAACUUUUUCGGUGGAUAUGUUAAUAAACAGAAGCAGCAAUAUAGAAUAUCAAUCAA